Messenger RNA from Xenopus laevis (African clawed frog), 1742 nucleotides. RefSeq names its product zinc finger DHHC-type containing 21 L homeolog (gene zdhhc21.L). Gene Ontology annotation, cellular component: endoplasmic reticulum; Golgi apparatus; membrane. Gene Ontology annotation, biological process: protein targeting to membrane. NCBI's taxonomy places the organism in Eukaryota, Metazoa, Chordata, Amphibia, Anura, Pipidae. Gene Ontology annotation, molecular function: palmitoyltransferase activity; protein-cysteine S-palmitoyltransferase activity; acyltransferase activity. The transcript is spliced from 9 exons. The record is from RefSeq and is a predicted model, not a curated record. The coding region runs from base 252 to 1238 and encodes 328 amino acids.
UUCACAUUGUGCAACGACGCUCCCACAAAGGCGGCUACGUGAUGCGUCAUUGUGUUGGCUUGUAGUCGUGACGCCAGUCUCGCGUGAUGAGAGCCGCGCUGUGGGGUUAUUCUGUAAGACAGGAGGCUAGGACCCUGCACUUAGCACAGUUUUGCGGCAGCUGUAAGUAGCGAUCCGGGACUAUCUAUUCUGAUUGGUCUGAUCCUAGAUUUGGCUUUAUUGCUCUUUACUGUACCUGGAGACUAUGAGCAAUGGGUCUGUCUCUCCAUUUUGUUGUUGAUCCUCAGGGAUGGUGCUGUGUGGGGGCUAUCUUCUUCAUCUGGCUCUACAAUACACUAUUUGUUCCAAAGCUUAUUCUUUUUCCCCGCUUUGAGGAGGGACACAUUUCAAUUGCUGCUAUAUGGGCUUACUACCUGACCUCAAUUUUUUGCGUUAUUUCACUUUUGAGAGCCUCAACUGCAGAUCCUGGUAAACUUCAAGACACGCCAAAAAUCCCUCUUACAGAGCAAGAAUUAUGGGAAUUAUGUAACAAAUGUAAUAUGAUGAGACCAAAGCGAUCCCACCACUGCAGUCGCUGUGGGCACUGUGUCAGAAGAAUGGAUCAUCACUGUCCAUGGAUAAACAACUGUGUUGGAGAAGACAACCAUUGGCUGUUCCUGCAGCUCUGUUUCUACACCCAACUUUUAAGUGGCUACACUUUGGUCCUGGAUUUUUGCCACUAUUAUUACUUCUUGCCACUUAAAGCCAUUAAUUGGGAUAUGUUCAUAUUUCGACAUGAACUGGCCUUGCUUAGGAUAUCCACUUUUAUGGGCAUUGUCAUGUUUGGAGGCAUGUGCAGUCUUUUCUACACACAGAUAAUGGGCAUAUUGACGGAUACAACGACUAUAGAAAAAAUGGCAAACUGCUGUGAUGAAAUUAUACUGGCCGAUAUCACCACGGAUAUCAGAUGGAUCUUCACAGAUCGAGAGCUCGAAAGCCAUGGCAGCAGACCUUCUCAGAAGUUUUUGGCACUCGCUGGAAGAUCCUGUGGUUCAUUCCUUUCAGGCGGAGGCAACCACUGCGAGUCUCCUACUACUUUGCCAAUCACGUCUAAACAGAUGGAUGGUGGGCACAGAUGGGUUCGCCAUGCUGGAAGCAAGUUACAGGUUUUAUCAAAACAGUGCUAUGACAGUCUUCAAGUCAAUUAUAAUCCACCCACCAAUCUUCGGCAUCACAAAGUGCCCCAGGCUUUGUUUUAAUAGUGAUCUCAAUGCAGUAGUGGGAACUGUAUAAGAUAUGUAUUUGUGUUGAAGGUUAUAUCCUUUUUUGUUGUCCUUUUCCCCUCAGGACACGACUCCCUCAGGCUAAGAACUUAAAAACACGGAUUGCGGUUUUUUAAAGUUAUGCUUUUUUUUUUUUUUUUUUUUCAUUUUUAAUCUUUCUUGUUCGCGAUGCACUGUUUUUAAUGAAAUGAAAAAAGUUUAUUUCUCCUGUGGAACAAAUUUUUUUUUUUUUUUUUACAUAGUACAGUGAGAAUGGCUUGAUUUUUUUUUUUUUUUUACCAAAUAUUUUCUGGACUUGUGCUGGUCAUAAUGUAUCAUGUAUGAAUAUCCUGGAGACCAAUUGUUGUUUUUCAUAUUGUGACGUUUCUACAAACAAAGGAAUUACACAAAAAGUUGCCAUUAUUUAUAUUUCUAGUAUGUAUAUUUUGCUACUUGUUUCCCCUUUUGUGAAAUCUGUUCUGCUUCAGAGUAGUUUCUAAC